This is a messenger RNA of Olea europaea var. sylvestris, 812 nucleotides long. RefSeq lists its product as uncharacterized. Bases 107 to 682 code for a protein of 191 amino acids. The record is from RefSeq and is a predicted model, not a curated record. NCBI's taxonomy places the organism in Eukaryota, Viridiplantae, Streptophyta, Magnoliopsida, Lamiales, Oleaceae. The transcript has 2 exons.
UACAUAUUCUCGAUUGCAAUGGAUGGCUCCUUAACACAUAACAGCAGUGAAAUUGACGAGGCCUCUUCCUCUGUUAGCCAAGAAAUUAAAAUUGCAAUUUCAGAAGAUGAAUUUUCCCAAGAAGAUCAGUACUUGGAUGAGAAUCGAAUACCUAGAGUUCCCCAUCAUCUUCGAUUCAGAAAGUUACAAGAGGAGGAGGAUUACUACACUCCUAAGAUGGUUUCAUUUGGCCCUUAUCAUCAUGGCUUACCUGAACUCCGUGUGUCAGAAAAAUUCAAGCAUGCAGUUCUGCAAAAAUUUGUUUCAAGCAUCUGUGCGGACAUCUACAACAAGAUUUUUAAAGAAAUCGACCAGAGUCGAAGACGUAAGAGAACUGCGUGAAAAGAAGAUAAUCUUCAGCAACCUCGAGACUGAUGAACAAGUUUUGAAGGUAAUAAAGGAAAUUGAUACUGGCGGAGUUCACAGUGCUCCAUUCAUAGAUGGCGAAGUGAAAAAGAAAAUUGAGGAUCACUGCAGCAGCAAAGCUAGAACAUGGAUUGCUGAGUUUAUUCACACUUAUUUCCGCAGUCCAUGGACUCUUAUUGCCUUAAUCACGGCGAUUUUUCUUCUUUGCUUAACUGUUGUCCAGACCUAUUACGCGAUGCAUCCUGCAUCUCCCGCUCCUUCACAUUCUCCCCGUUAAACGACAAAUGUGUGCUAUCUUCUGUUCCUUCACUCUUUCUUUUACUUGCAUUUCAUUGUCUUGAUUCAAUUGUGUCCUUGUGUGAUAAGUGUGAUGUUAUGACAAUGUUUUAUUUCAUUGACUUAUUUAA